Messenger RNA from Puma concolor (puma), 5166 nucleotides. NCBI's taxonomy places the organism in Eukaryota, Metazoa, Chordata, Mammalia, Carnivora, Felidae. The record is from RefSeq and is a predicted model, not a curated record.
AUGGCUCAGUUUCCAACACCUUUUGGAGGCAGCCUGGAUAUCUGGGCCAUAACUGUAGAGGAAAGAGCAAAGCACGAUCAACAGUUUCAUAGUUUAAAGCCAAUAUCUGGAUUUAUUACUGGUGAUCAAGCUAGAAACUUUUUUUUUCAAUCUGGGUUACCUCAGCCUGUUUUAGCACAGAUAUGGGCGCUAGCUGAUAUGAACAAUGACGGGCGAAUGGAUCAAGUGGAGUUUUCCAUAGCUAUGAAACUUAUCAAACUGAAACUGCAAGGGUACCAACUCCCUUCCACACUUCCCCCCGUCAUGAAACAGCAGCCGGUCGCUAUUUCUAGUGCACCAGCCUUUGGAAUAGGAGGCAUCGCCAGCAUGCCGCCACUCACAGCUGUUGCUCCGGUGCCAAUGGGAUCCAUUCCAGUUGUCGGAAUGUCUCCACCUCUAGUAUCUUCUGUUCCUACAGCAGCAGUGCCUCCCCUGGCUAACGGGGCUCCCCCUGUUAUACAACCUCUACCCGCAUUUGCUCAUCCUGCAGCCACAUUGCCAAAGAGCUCUUCCUUCAGUAGAUCUGGUCCAGGGUCACAAUUAAACACUAAAUUACAGAAGGCACAGUCAUUUGAUGUGGCUAGUGCCCCUCCCGCGGCAGAAUGGGCUGUCCCUCAGUCAUCCAGACUGAAAUACAGACAGUUAUUCAAUAGUCAUGACAAAACUAUGAGUGGACACUUAACAGGUCCCCAAGCAAGAACUAUUCUUAUGCAAUCAAGUUUACCACAGGCUCAGCUGGCUUCAAUUUGGAAUCUUUCUGACAUUGAUCAAGAUGGAAAACUCACAGCAGAAGAAUUUAUCCUGGCUAUGCACCUGAUUGAUGUAGCGAUGUCUGGCCAACCACUGCCACCUGUCCUGCCUCCAGAGUACAUUCCGCCUUCCUUUAGACGAGUUCGAUCUGGCAGUGGUAUAUCUGUCAUCAGCUCAACGGCAGUAGAUCAGAGGUUACCAGAGGAACCAGUUUUAGAAGAUGAGCAACAACAGCUAGAGAAGAAAUUGCCCGUAACAUUUGAGGAUAAGAAGCGUGAGAAUUUUGAGCGUGGCAACCUGGAACUGGAGAAGCGGAGGCAGGCUCUCCUGGAACAGCAGCGCAAAGAGCAGGAGCGCCUGGCCCAGCUCGAGCGCGCGGAGCAGGAGAGGAAAGAGCGGGAGCGCCAGGAGCAGGAGCGCAAGAGACAACUGGAGCUGGAGAAGCAACUGGAAAAGCAGCGGGAACUAGAACGGCAGAGAGAGGAGGAGAGGAGGAAGGAAAUCGAGAGGCGGGAGGCUGCAAAACGAGAACUUGAAAGGCAACGACAACUUGAAUGGGAACGGAAUCGAAGACAAGAACUACUCAAUCAAAGAAACAAAGAACAAGAAGACAUAGUUGUACUGAAAGCAAAGAAAAAGACUCUGGAAUUUGAAUUAGAAGCUCUAAAUGAUAAAAAGCAUCAACUAGAAGGAAAACUUCAAGAUAUCAGAUGUCGAUUGACCACCCAAAGGCAAGAAAUUGAGAGUACGAACAAAUCCAGAGAGUUGAGGAUUGCAGAAAUCACCCAUCUACAGCAACAGUUACAGGAGGCUCAGCAAAUGCUUGGAAGACUUAUUCCAGAGAAACAGAUACUCAAUGACCAAUUAAAACAAGUUCAGCAAAACAGUUUACACAGAGAUUCACUUCUGACACUCAAAAGAGCGUUAGAAGCAAAAGAAGUGGCUCGUCAGCAGCUCCGAGACCAACUGGAUGAAGUUGAGAAAGAAACCAGGUCGAAACUACAGGAGAUUGAUAUUUUCAAUAAUCAGCUGAAGGAACUGAGAGAAAUACAUAAUAAGCAACAACUCCAGAAACAAAAGUCCAUAGAGGCCGAACGUCUGAAACAGAAAGAACAAGAGCGAAAGAUCAUAGAAUUAGAAAAACAAAAAGAAGAAGCCCAAAGACGAGCUCAGGAGAGGGACAAGCUGUGGACUGAGCACACGCAGCCGGACAAUGAGCAGCAGCGGCCAAGGAAGAUUCACGAUGAAGAGAAACUCCGAAGGGAGGAGAGUGUCAAGAAGAAGGAAGGCGAGGAGAAGGGCAAACCGGACACACAGGACAAGAUGAGUCGACUUUUCCAUCAGCAUCAAGAACCCGCCAAGCCAGCUGUCCAGGCACCCUGGUCCACCACAGAAAAAGGCCCACUUACAAUUUCCGCACAGGAGAAUGUAAAGGUGGUGUAUUACCGAGCGCUCUAUCCCUUUGAAUCCAGAAGUCAUGAUGAGAUCACGAUCCAGCCCGGAGAUAUAGUAAUGGUUAAAGGGGAAUGGGUGGAUGAAAGCCAAACUGGAGAACCGGGCUGGCUUGGAGGAGAAUUAAAAGGAAAGACAGGAUGGUUCCCUGCAAACUAUGCAGAGAAAAUCCCAGAAAACGAGGUUCCUGCUCCAGUCAAACCUGGGCCCGACACGACCUCUACCCCUGCACCCAAGCUGGCCGUGCGUGAGACCCCCGCUCCUGUGGCUGUGACCGCUCCAGAGCCCUCCACGACCCCCAACAACUGGGCUGAUUUCAGCUCCACGUGGCCCACCAGCACGAAUGAGAAGCCAGAAACCGACAACUGGGAUGCGUGGGCAGCCCAGCCCUCACUCACCGUCCCAAGUGCAGGCCAGCUACGGCAGAGGUCAGCCUUCACUCCAGCCACGGCCACGGGCUCGUCUCCAUCCCCUGUGUUAGGCCAGGGUGAGAAGGUGGAGGGGCUACAAGCGCAAGCCCUGUAUCCUUGGAGAGCCAAAAAAGACAACCACUUAAAUUUUAACAAAAAUGAUGUCAUCACCGUCCUGGAACAGCAAGACAUGUGGUGGUUUGGAGAAGUUCAAGGUCAGAAGGGUUGGUUCCCCAAGUCUUACGUGAAACUCAUUUCAGGGCCCAUAAGGAAAUCUACAAGCAUCGAUUCUGGUUCUUCAGAAAGUCCCGCUAGUCUAAAGAGAGUAGCGUCUCCAGCAGCCAAGCCAGCCGUUUCGGGAGAAGAAUUUAUUGCCAUGUACACUUACGAGAGUUCUGAGCAAGGCGAUUUAACCUUUCAGCAAGGGGAUGUGAUUUUGGUUACCAAGAAAGAUGGUGACUGGUGGACAGGAACAGUGGGCGACAAGUCUGGAGUCUUCCCUUCUAACUAUGUGAGGCUUAAAGAUUCAGAGGGCUCUGGAACUGCUGGGAAAACAGGGAGUUUAGGAAAAAAACCUGAAAUCGCACAGGUGAUUGCCUGCUACACUGCCACGGGUCCCGAGCAGCUCACCCUGGCCCCUGGUCAGCUGAUUUUGAUCCGAAAAAAGAACCCAGGUGGAUGGUGGGAAGGAGAGCUGCAAGCACGUGGGAAAAAGCGCCAGAUAGGCUGGUUCCCCGCUAAUUAUGUAAAACUUUUAAGCCCCGGGACGAGCAAAAUCACUCCAACGGAGCCACCGAAGCCGACGGCGUUACCGGCAGUGUGCCAGGUGAUCGGCAUGUACGACUACAUCGCCCAGAACGACGAUGAACUGGCCUUCAACAAGGGCCAGAUCAUCAACGUCCUCAACAAGGAGGACCCCGACUGGUGGAAAGGAGAAGUCAAUGGACAAGUGGGGCUCUUCCCCUCCAACUACGUGAAGCUGACCACAGACAUGGACCCAAGCCAGCAAUGGUGUUCAGACUUACACCUCUUGGAUAUGCUGACCCCCACUGAAAGAAAGCGGCAAGGAUACAUCCAUGAGCUCAUUGUGACAGAGGAGAACUAUGUGAAUGACCUCCAGCUGGUCACAGAGAUCUUUCAGAAACCCCUGAUGGAGUCUGAGCUGCUGACAGAGAAAGAGGGUGCUAUGAUUUUUGUUAACUGGAAGGAGCUGAUUAUGUGUAAUAUCAAACUACUGAAAGCGCUGAGAGUCCGCAAGAAGAUGUCUGGGGAGAAGAUGCCUGUGAAGAUGGUCGGCGACAUCCUGACCGCCCAGCUGCCGCACAUGCAGCCCUACAUCCGCUUCUGCAGCUGUCAGCUCAAUGGGGCUGCCCUGAUCCAGCAGAAGACGGACGAGGCCCCGGACUUCAAGGAGUUUGUCAAAAGACUGGCAAUGGACCCUCGAUGUAAAGGGAUGCCACUCUCUAGUUUUAUACUGAAGCCUAUGCAACGGGUAACAAGAUACCCACUGAUCAUUAAAAAUAUCCUGGAAAACACUCCUGAAAACCACCCUGACCACAGCCACUUGAAGCACGCCCUGGAGAAAGCGGAGGAGCUGUGCUCCCAGGUGAACGAAGGGGUGCGGGAGAAGGAGAACUCCGACCGGCUGGAGUGGAUCCAAGGCCACGUGCAGUGUGAAGGCCUGUCCGAGCAACUUGUGUUCAAUUCAGUGACCAACUGCUUGGGGCCACGCAAGUUUCUGCACAGUGGGAAACUCUACAAGGCCAAGAGCAACAAGGAGCUGUAUGGCUUCCUCUUCAACGACUUCCUCCUGCUGACCCAAAUCAUAAAGCCCUUGGGCUCAUCUGGCACGGACAAAGUCUUCAGUCCCAAAUCGAACCUGCAGUACAAAAUGUACAAAACACCUAUUUUCCUGAAUGAGGUUCUAGUAAAAUUACCCACUGACCCUUCUGGAGAUGAGCCCAUCUUCCACAUCUCCCACAUUGACCGAGUCUACACCCUCCGAGCCGAAAGCAUAAAUGAAAGGACUGCCUGGGUGCAGAAAAUCAAAGCUGCUUCAGAACUCUAUAUAGAGACUGAGAAAAAGAAGCGGGAGAAGGCGUACCUGGUCCGUUCCCAAAGGGCAACAGGUAUUGGAAGGUUGAUGGUGAACGUUGUUGAAGGCAUUGAGCUGAAACCCUGUCGGUCACAUGGAAAAAGUAACCCGUACUGUGAGGUGACCAUGGGCUCCCAGUGUCACAUCACCAAGACGAUCCAGGACACUCUGAAUCCCAAAUGGAAUUCCAACUGCCAGUUCUUCAUCAAAGACCUGGAGCAGGAGGUCCUCUGCAUCACCGUGUUUGAGAGGGACCAGUUCUCUCCAGACGAUUUUUUGGGUCGGACAGAGAUCCGUGUGGCCGACAUCAAGAAGGACCAGGGUUCCAAAGGCCCAGUUACAAAGUGUCUCCUGCUACAUGAAGUCCCCACAGGGGAGAUUGUGGUCCGCUUAGACCUGCAGCUGUUUGAUGAGCCAUAG